Lotus japonicus is the source of this 3775-nucleotide messenger RNA. RefSeq lists its product as uncharacterized. The coding region runs from base 156 to 3332 and encodes 1058 amino acids. The record is from RefSeq and is a predicted model, not a curated record. The transcript is spliced from 14 exons. Gene Ontology annotation, molecular function: glycosyltransferase activity. NCBI's taxonomy places the organism in Eukaryota, Viridiplantae, Streptophyta, Magnoliopsida, Fabales, Fabaceae.
UAUGAACAUGACAUUGAGAAAGUGAGAAUCGAGAAUCAAAUAUUAACGCCAAUGCCAACUCUUCUUCUUCCUUCACUCGUUUUCCCUCUUCACUCUCUGCAAAUCACGUUGAUUUAACACAUUUUCCCUCACUUUCUCGGCAAAAUUCAUCUCCGAUGGGCUUGUCCCGCAACUCGUCAUCUCCGCCGGAGAUCGACGACGCCGCCGCCGGAGGCGGUACCGGCACCGACGUCGGAUUCCACUCGAUCCGAGGCAGAUUCCCUUUCAAACGAAACCCUAGCCACAACCACCACCGCGACAGACAAAAAUCCUCCUCCGAUCGCCAAUUGCCGAGGUCCAACAACAACUCCACCACCACCGCCACCCGAUCUCACCUCCACAACCGCUUCACUCGUAAGGGCCUGCUCUUUCUCUUCCCCUUCUUGAAGUCCAAGUCCGGACUCUACGCUAUGAUAAUCUCCGUCGUCUUCCUGUUCGCUCUCGCUUCCAUGGUGAUGCAGAGCUCCAUCACCUCCGUCUUCCGCCAGCGGACCGAGCGCGGGAGGCAUCUCCGAGAAGGGCUUAAGUUAGGGAGCGCGCUUAAGUUUGUUCCUGGAAGGGUUUCACAGAGGUUUCUCUCCGGUGAUGGCCUCGAUCGGGUUCGCUCACAGCCUAGGAUUGGUGUUCGUGCGCCGAGGAUAGCUCUCAUUUUAGGGCACAUGAUGAUAGAUCCUCAGUCAUUGAUGUUGGUUACUUUGAUUCAGAAUCUACAGAAGUUGGGUUAUGUUUUUAGGAUAUUUGCAGUAGGGCAUGGGAACGCCCGCUCAAUAUGGGAAAAUAUAGAUGGUGGUCUCACUCCUUUGAGUACAGAGCAGCAAGGCCGGAUUGAUUGGUCAACUUUUGAAGGUAUCAUUGCAGACUCCUUAGAAGCAAAAGAAGCCAUUUCAAGCCUUAUGCAGGAGCCUUUUUGUUCAGUACCAUUGAUAUGGAUUAUUCAAGAAGACAGCCUUUCAAGCCGUCUUCCAGUUUAUGAACAAAUGGGUUGGCAGCAUCUUGUUUCUCACUGGAGAAGUGCUUUUAGCAGAGCCAGUGUUGUUGUCUUUCCAGAUUUUACUUAUCCGAUGUUAUAUAGCGAGCUUGACUCUGGAAACUUCUUUGUGAUUCCUGGAUCACCAAUAGAUGUGUGGGCUGCAGAAAGCUAUAGUAAGACCCACACAAAGGAUCAGCUUAGAGAACUCAGUGGAUUUGGUAAAAACGAUAUGCUGGUUCUAGUUGUUGGAAGCUCAAUCUUCUAUGAUGACCUAUCUUGGGACUAUGCUGUCGCAAUGCAUUCCUUAGGGCCUCUGCUGACAAAAUAUGCAAGGAGAAAUGAUGAUGCUGAGUCAUUUAAAUUUGUUUUCUUAUGUGGCAAUUCAACUGAUGGUUAUGAUGAUGCUUUACAGGAAGUUGCUUCACGUUUAGGACUUCCUCAUGGUUCAAUAAGGCAUUAUGGCUUGAAUGGUGAUGUAAAUAGUGUGUUACUGAUGGCUGAUAUCAUCCUAUAUGGUUCUGCUCAAGAUGUACAGGGUUUUCCUCCUUUGUUAAUAAGAGCAAUGACUUUUGAAAUUCCAGUCAUUGCACCUGAUUUUCCUGUCCUAAAAAAAUAUAUUGUGGAUGGAGUUCAUGGGAUAUUUUUUUCUAAACACAAUCCUGAAGCUUUGAUGAAUGCUUUUUCACUUUUGCUUUCAAGUGGAAGACUUUCUAAAUUUGCUCAAGCAAUCGGAUUAUCUGGAAGACAGUUUGCUAAAAAUAUGCUUGCUUUAGAUUGCAUAACUGGCUAUGCAAGACUUCUGGAGAAUGUUCUCAGUUUUCCCUCAGAUGCUUUACUGCCUGGUCCUGUUUCCCAGAUUCAACAGGGGGGAUGGGAAUGGAAUUUUUUCCAAAAUGAAAUAGAACUAGACAUUAAAUUACGGACGAUGGAUGAUGAAAUUUCCUAUGGAAAAGGUACCAUUAUUCAUGCUGUUGAGCAGGAUUUGGCAAGCCUUAACUAUUCAACUAGCUUCCUUGAGAAUGAAACAGAGGUUCCAAUGCAAGAUAAACUAACCAAAUUGGAUUGGGACGUUCUGAGAGAAAUUGAAAUAGCAGAAGAGAAUGAAAUGCUUGAAAUGGAAGAGAUUGAAGAAAGGAUGGAGAAAUAUGUUGGAGUUUGGGAUGAUAUAUAUCGUAAUGCUAGGAAAUCUGAGAAACUAAAGUUUGAAGCCAAUGAGAGGGAUGAAGGGGAGCUUGAGAGAACAGGACAACCAGUGUGCAUUUAUGAGAUAUACAGUGGUACUGGAGCAUGGCCUUUUUUGCACCAUGGUUCUUUGUAUCGUGGGUUAAGCCUUUCUAAGAGAUCACAGAGACAAAGCUCUGAUGACGUGGAUGCUGUUGGCCGUUUGCCUCUUCUAAAUGACACAUAUUAUCGGGACAUUCUCUGUGAAAUGGGAGGAUUGUUUGCAAUUGCUAAUAGGGUGGAUAGCAUUCACAAGAGGCCUUGGAUUGGGUUUCAAUCAUGGCAUGCUGCUGGUAGGAAGGUAGCACUGUCAGCGGAAGCUGAAAGGGUUUUAGAAGAGACAAUGCAUGAGAACUUGAGAGGAGAUGUGAUAUAUUUUUGGGGACGUUUGGACAUGGAUGGGAGUAUCAUAGGAAGCAAUAAUGCACUUACUUUUUGGUCCAUGUGUGACAUCUUAAAUGGAGGCAACUGCAGAACUGUGUUUCAAGAUGGUUUCCGGCAGAUGUAUGCAUUGCCCCCUCAUGCAGAAGCACUACCCCCCAUGCCUGAAGAUGGUGGUUAUUGGUCAGCGUUGCACAGUUGGGUGAUGCCAACCCCUUCUUUCCUGGAAUUCAUAAUGUUCUCUCGGAUGUUCGUUGAUUCCAUUGAUGCUGUGCAUACAGACUCCUCCAGUAAAUAUAGCAUGUGCUUGUUAGGCUCUUCAGAAAUUGAGAAAAAGCACUGUUACUGUCGAGUGUUGGAACUUCUCAUCAAUGUAUGGGCUUAUCAUAGUGCACGAAAGAUGGUAUAUAUAAAUCCGAAUACUGGUUCUAUGGAAGAGCAGCACCCAAUUGAGCAACGGAAGGGUUUUAUGUGGGCAAAAUACUUCAAUUUCUCGUUGUUGAAAAGCAUGGACGAAGAUCUAGCCGAGGCUGCAGAUGACGGUGAUCAUCCGAGGGAAGUUUGGUUGUGGCCAAUGACAGGGGAGGUGCACUGGCAAGGGGUUUAUGAAAGGGAGAGGGAAGAAAGGUACAGACUAAAAAUGGAUAAAAAAAGAAAAACAAAAGAAAAAUUAUACGAAAGAAUGAAGUAUGGUUACAAGCAGAAAUCACUUGGACUAUAAGAAAGAAUAGACAUGAAAUUUACAUACAACAAACACUUACUGAACCCAAUUUUGGUUCACUCGGGAAAAUCGUCUUGCAAAUUGGAGAGAAGCUUUGAUUCUAACAACAUUGGCACAGAUCACAGAGACAGUGUUCUGUUUCUUUCUUCAUUAACUGAACAGUUAUACCCAACGCUCAGUCUCAGAAAAAGGAUGAGACAGAUAGCAAAGGAGAUUCCUAUCUUCUGCUGCUCACUAGUUUCGCGGCCUUUUUUCAUGGUCAAUUGAAGCAGCAUAGAAGAUGCAGGUAGUUCCACUUCCAAGUGUACCCAUAGUCUAUAGAAAUUCAUUCAUCAAUUACAUUUGAUCUUAGCUUAAAUUUGUAUUCUUUCAAUUCUGUAUAUUUGAUAAAUUAACAUUAGUGGCAAUUUUGAGUAGAAUAACGGAUGGUCUUUACUUGAAUA